AAGUAUGCAAGAAUGCCGAACGUCAAAGGGCUGUAUAAUGGAAAGAAACACAACGGAGGACGUCUGUGCUAGAUCGCUUGGCUGGCUUCAGCGGCAAGAUAAGGAUGCCAAACCAUGGCUCUGGAAAUUCUCUAAUUGCUUUUCAGCUGCGGAACAGAAUUUAUCUUUCAGUGCGAAGAUGAACGAGCCCACAGAGAACAGGAAGGGCCCCGUGGAGCUGAAGGAUGCCCCGUCUCCUCGCCGUGCCGGCCCCCAACAGCUAGCAGCCAUCCCCCUCCCGGACGUCCGCUCUCUUCAGCAAAAGCAAAUGCAGCUUUUCCCCGGUUCCAAAGUAAGCUGUUGCGCUCGGGGCUCGGAAGCUGCUCCUCAGCUCCACGGUGGCGGCGGCGCUUUGGUUCACCCUGGUGCGGCGUUGGGCUUGCACGGCGCGGGAACGGUCACUUGUCAAGUCGGGCCGGGGUUCGCUUACCCGCCUGCGCCCUCGCUGAAGAACGUCCCCGUUAGGAGUGGCGUGGCAGGCUUUGCGAGUGACCUGCCCGGAGCGUGCCUGGAAAACAACCUCUCUUCCUGUCCCCACUUCCCGUGCUGCGGGAAACUCCACUUUCAGUCCUGUCAAGGCAGUGCGCAUAAACUGCUUCAGCAUCCCGCCCAUCCGAGCUGCGCGCCUUCGAGUUACUUUUCUUGUUCUGAGUUCACAAGCGGGGCUACAGGGCUUCUGGAAGGACACAUCGCACAAUCGGAGCAUGCGUCUUGCGUUUGCACCAGCUCACUGCACCUGAAAGUGGCACCAUCGGUGUGUUUAAAGGGCUCUCACUACUGCAGUGAGUGUUUAAGCAAGCCAUCCAGAGAGAGCGUGACGGACGCAGCUAAAAUCUGGCCCAAUAUCCCGCCUCCAAGCACGCCCACGGCACCUGUGUCCGUCCCGCUGUGUAACGGCUGUGGAACCAAAGGGACAAGGAAAGAGAAGAGCUUCCUGCUGGCGAGCAGCUUCGGACAGCUGCCACAGAAAUAUGGCUCUCCAGAAGUUGCCCUGACUAGCCAAGUGCUAGAGAACCUGCCUCCGAUUGGAGUUUUCUGGGACAUUGAAAACUGCUCCGUUCCGUCGGGCCGCUCAGCUGUGACCGUCGUGCAGCGGAUUCGGGAGAAGUUUUUCAAAGGCCACCGGGAGGCGGAAUUCAUUUGCGUGUGUGACAUCUGCAAGGAGAACAAAGAAGUGAUUGAGGAGCUGAACAAUUGCCAGGUGACCGUGGCGCACAUCAAUGCCACCGCGAAGAACGCAGCUGACGACAAACUCAGGCAGAGCCUUAGAAGAUUUGCCGAUACCCACGCCGCGCCCGCCACCGUGGUCCUCGUGUCCACCGAUGUGAACUUUGCACUGGAACUGAGCGACCUGAGACACCGUCAUGGUUUCCACAUCAUCCUGGUGCAUAAAAACCAGGCUUCUGAAGCACUCCUGCAUCACGCCCACGAGCUGGUCAGAUUUGAAGAAUUUAUUUCAGAUUUGCCUCCACGAUUACCAUUCAGAAAACCAGCAUGCCAUACUCUAUUGUAUGUUUACAACCUGCCUACAAACCGGGACACCAAAAGCGUCUGUUACCGGCUGCGCCGUUUGUCGGACAACUGUGGGGGCAAAGUGUUGACCAUUUCGGGCAGCAGCGCCAUCCUCCGCUUCUUGAACCAGGACAGUGCCGAGCGCGCUCAGAAGCGGAUGGAGAACGAAGAUGUCUUCGGCAACCGGAUCGUCGUGUCGUUCACCCCCCAGAGCAGAGAGCUCAUGGAAGCCAAGAACGCGGGCUCGGUCGGAGCUGAGAAAGUGAAGUCUCCCAAAAAAGUGAACAAGAAUUCUAAGCUGUGCCUCCCAAGCAGAGAGUCGAGCGACCAGUCUUCCAACUCUAAAACCCUUUCAGGGAAAGGCCUUCAAACUCACGGGUCCGCUGCGAAAAACACAAAUGUCAAGAGCCUACAGGAGCUGUGUCGUAUCAAGUCAGUGCUCAGCCCUAAGACUGUGAGAAGUACCGAAAGCCACCAAGAUCAGCCAAGAGAGAGCUUGGCUUCACUCAGUAACUCUAACCUGGCAAAUUCUGCACCUUCGGCUCUGGCAAGGGCCGCAACGGGAGAACUGGUUUAUAAAAACAUUCAAAAAAAGGAUGCGUUUGCAGCCAGAAGCGUCAGCAACUCUCCCGUAGAGAGAAAAGAGAAGGACGGUGUGUUCCAAGUCAGCUAUCCGUCUGCUUUCAGCAUGCUGUCGGCAUCCAGGCAGCUCAGUCCUUUACUGAUCUCUCAGAGUUGCUGGUCGUCGCGGAGUGUGUCUCCAAACCUCUCAAACAGAUCUUCGCCGCUUACUUUCAAUAUCAUAAGCCACUCUAGUAGUACGGAAGGCCCUGAUCCUUUUGCAAAUGGAACAGACAUUCAGGUCAGCAACUUGGACUACAGGCUGUCCAGGAAAGAGCUGCAACAAAUUCUGCAAGAAGCCUUCUCUAGGCAUGGCAAGGUAAAAACCAUAGAGCUCAGUCCGCACACUGAUUAUCAGCUGAAGGCCGUGGUGCAAAUGGAGAAUCUCCAAGAAGCCAUCAGGGCCGUCAACCAUCUCCACAGGUGCAAAAUCGGCAGCAAAAGGAUCCAGGUCUCGCUAGCCACCGGAACGACCAGUAAAUCCCUGUCCUUGGUCAGUUCAGAAGCAAUAUCCAUUCUUCAAGAUGCUCCAGCUUCUUGUCUGCCUCUCUUCAAAUUUACAGCGAUUUAUGAAAAAAAGUUUGGACACAAGUUAAAUGUAUCAGAUUUGUAUAAAUUAACAGACGUGGUAGGGAUCCGCGAUCAAGGCAACGGGCGACUCGUGUGCCUUCUGCCCAGUAGUCAAGCCAGGCAGAGUCCUCUGGGAUCUUCACAGUCCCACGACGGCUCCUCUGCUAAUUGCAGCCCUAUAAUAUUCGAAGAGCUGGAAUACCACGAACCCGUUUGCAAACAGCACUGCGUAAACAAAGACUUCAGCGAACACGAGUUUGAUCCAGACUCCUACAAAGUUCCUUUCGUGAUUCUGUCCCUGAAGACUUUUGCGCCUCAAGUCCAUAGUUUGCUGCAGUCCCAUGAGGGGACGGUGCCUUUACUGAGCUUCCCCGACUGCUAUGCUUCAGAGUUCAGCAACCUCGAAAUGGUCCCGGAAGGCCAGGGAGGGGUCCCUCUGGAGCACCUCAUCACCUGCAUUCCUGGCGUCAACAUCGCCACCGCCCAGAACGGGAUUAAAGUUGUGAAGUGGAUACACAACAAGCCCCCGCCACCAACGACAGAUCCCUGGCUGCUGCGUUCCAAGAGCCCCGUGGGCAACGCCCAGCUCGUCCAGUUCAGCAGAGAAGUGAUCGACCUGCUGAAAAACCAGCCGUCGUGCAUCCUGCCCAUCAGCAAAUUCAUCCCCAUGUACCAUCACCAUUUUGCCAAGCAGUGCCGUGUGUCUGACUAUGGGUAUUCCAAGCUGCUGGAACUGCUGGAAGCGGUGCCUCACGUUCUGCAAAUUCUCGGGAUGGGAACCAAGCGCCUGCUUACUCUGACACACAGGGCCCAAGUGAAGCGGUUUACCCAAGACUUGCUGAAACUUCUCAAGAGCCAAGCCAGUAAACAAGUGGUCGUGAGAGAGUUUCUCCAGGCUUAUCACUGGUGUUUCUCAAAAGACUGGGAUGUUACUGAAUACGGAGUAUGCGAGUUGGUUGAUCUGCUGUCUGAAAUUCCGGAUAAAACCAUCUGCCUGUAUCAACAGGAUAAUGAAAUGGUAAUCUGCAUCCCCAAAAGAGAACGCACCAAGGAGGAAAUCGAGAGGACAAAGCAGUUCUCGAAGGAGGUGGUCGACCUGCUGCGCCAUCAGCCCUAUUUCCGCAUGCCUUUUGAUAAAUUCAUACCCUCGUACCACCAUCACUUUGGCCGCCAGUGCAAACUUGCCUAUUAUGGGUUCACCAAGUUACUCGAACUCUUUGAAGCCAUACCGGAUGUCUUGCAGGUGUUAGAGUGUGGAGAAGAGAAAAUCCUCACGCUGACGGAAGUCGAACAGGUCAAAGCCUUGGCCGCCCAGUUUGUUAAAUUGCUCCGCUCUCAGAAAGACAAAUGCCUCAUGAUGGCUGAUGUCCUCGCAGAGUACGCGAAAACCUUUGGUUACUCCUUGCGCCUCCAAGACUACAACGUCGGCUCUGUUCCAGCUCUAAUGCAGAAACUUUGCCAUAUUGUCAAGGUGGUUGAUGUGGAGUCCGGUAAACAGGUCCAGCUGAUCAAUAAAAAGUCUCUCCGGACCUUGACCGCUCAGCUUCUGGUGCUGCUGAUGACUUUGGACGAAGCCCCUUUCAUCUCUGUGGAUCAGCUGAAGGGACGCUACGAAACCACCCAGAACACCACCCUCAAUCCCUGCGAAUAUGGCUUCAUGACCUUUACUGAACUUCUGAUGAGCAUGCCUUACUUCGUCGAGGUCUUUACCGACGAUGAGGCGGAGUACGUCAUGCUUACAGACCUGUAUGUGUUUGCCAAGAAAGUCAGGUCCCUGCUCCACACUUACCAUUACCAGCAGAUCUUCUUUCACGAAUUCUCGACGGCAUACACAAAAUACACAGGAGAGGUGCUGCAUCCGAAAGUCUACGGCUACAACAACCUUGAAGAACUCUUGGGGGCAAUCCCACCGGUAGUCUGGAUAAAAGGUCACGGACACAAGAGGAUCGUUGUCCUUAAGAACGAUAUGAAAACUCGUUUCAGCUCGCCCAGUCUUCCCCUCGCUGAUGAAAAUCCCGGAAACCCGUUGGCUGACCAUGACGGACAAGUCGCCGAUGUGCCGAGUUCGAGCAGACCUUUGGAAUUAAACGUAGACGCGCCAAAUACCGUUUCGAGUCAUGCUGAGCAAGAGCUGCUUUGCCUCACAAACACGUCUCCCGUCGAUCUGUUGUGCGAGCCGGUCCCCUCCUGCCUCCCCUCCCCGCAGCUGAGGCCCGAUCCUGUCGUUCUCGAAUCAGUAGACCUCAUUCAGUUUGAAGAACACCCGUCAAGCAUGUCCGAGAUGACGGUUUUAGCAGAAGAUACAGAGAAGGAGGUCGGUCCUUUGGAGGUUGACGGAGAAGUAAGCCAUGUCCCCUCAGCGCCUGGUGCUGCAGAAAGCCCAUUUGUACCGCUUUGCCCACUGGCUGAAUCCCAAUCAAGCAAAGAAGCCAUGGACAGCCCAGCCAAGAAACAGCAUAAAAACAGAGUAAAGUUAGCUGCAAAUUUCUCACUUGCCCCUAUAACCAAGCUUUAAAUCUGUUGUGUUCUGAAAG
Messenger RNA from Euleptes europaea (tarantolino), 5276 nucleotides. It is a transcript of the gene MARF1, whose product is annotated as meiosis regulator and mRNA stability factor 1. Gene Ontology annotation, biological process: post-transcriptional gene silencing. Bases 5 to 5257 code for a protein of 1750 amino acids. Lineage: Eukaryota; Metazoa; Chordata; Lepidosauria; Squamata; Sphaerodactylidae. The transcript is spliced from 26 exons. The record is from RefSeq and is a predicted model, not a curated record. Gene Ontology annotation, molecular function: RNA nuclease activity; CCR4-NOT complex binding; mRNA base-pairing post-transcriptional repressor activity. Gene Ontology annotation, cellular component: peroxisome; cytoplasm.